AGCUAUAUAAGUACGUAUUUUUAAUAAGUAGAUACAGCGCUUUUCACUGGUCUUAUCGGCACGUCCCACAGUUAACGAUUAUUUUGCAGUUCGAUUGUUGAUUUCAUACUUCAGACUCCGAUUCGCUGCUGAGAGAUCUGACUAUAGUGCGUGACAGCCCAGGUCUAAAACACCAUUUAAAAGUUCACGCCCAAACUUUUUCAAGCGUCUCACCAGACUUUAGAUCGAUAUGUUUGACAGUUGUCUUUCCGGCGUCACUCAGGGACUUCCCUGUUGAAAAAUCCGAAAACGUUGUUAUUUUGUCUACAGAGAUUCAGCCUAAAACCUUAUGUACUGCUCUUUGUUCGUGUUUUUACUGAAAUCGAUUAAGUUUGUUUUAUGCGACGUCGGCUCUUGCGCUCUCAACGAUGAGAGCGCAGUGUUUCAUGCUGAAGCGAGCAUUUGCCACAUCGAACCUCCAUCGUUCUGAUCGUGCCAUAAUCCUGGUUUAUUGCACAUUUGGCCUGCGAGCUUCUUGAUUCUCUUUCCGCCUUGCUAGAUUGCAUUUUCUCUUUCCUGCAGCCUAUCGCAGAUUUUGAAACCAUAUUGCAGAGCGUUUAUGCAGCCUUUUAGCAAUUUAUUGCCUCCUGCUCAUGCAAGGUUACCAGCUGACGCAUGCGAUGUGAAUAAAAGAAAAGAUUAGUUCGGACUCUCGAUAUGGCUGCGCAUUUUCUGAAACGUCAAGUUACCCAUUUGGGAUAUUCCGGAAGUGCUAUAAUUUACUGGCAUGAAGCACAAGGAUGUCCUCCAUCGGUUAAAGCCUUGCCACUUCAUGACAUUGAAUCCUUGGAGCCCGGAAAUAGGAUUUCAGAAAAAACGUUAUGCAAUGCGCGAUACAAAGACCAAAUAUAUAAAUGUGUGGUGCUCUGGAUCGAAGAAGAUAAAAGCCCGGACGAAUUGACCGUGGCGCGCUUGCUACCGUCAUCGAAUGAGCGGAUUUUUGAGGAGAAGGGAAUGCGAUGGGCUCGAGAAUUGCAGUAUAAUGGAUUAGCAAAAGGACGAUCGGAAUUGAUUGGGGUGAAAGCGGAGCUGGUGGAAGGACCGGAUGCGCGGGAGCAGUCGAUCUCUCAAAAUCAAGCAGAAAGAAACAUGAGAAAUGGGGAUGAAAUCGAGUGCGAAGACGAUCCAAAAAGGUACAGUGGCGAGCUGGAAUUGAAUUUUAAUGGAAUCGACCACGAUGAACCGGUUGAUCAUGAUGCCAACAGCCCGGCAUAUGAAUCCUCCGCCGCUUCUGCUUCCAGCAGCACAUACACGCCGCAUGCACGAGGUCACAUUCCGAAUUCCAUCAAUGAUAUGGGGAUAAAAAUGCAGAAGCAGGGGCGAAAGCAGAAGAUUCCCACGAAAGCCUGUUCUAUGGUGCAAAUGAUGCCCUCUGUUCCCCGUAUGAACAUUCCUUCUUCCAUUCGAAGCCAGAGCCCGAUGAUGGAUGAUCUCGAUGAUGACAUGGACGACUUUGAUGAUAUGCCGUCGCUGACGGCAGCUGAUACAACUUCUCUGGCUCUCUCAAGCGACGGUCUCGUGAAACGAAUGUUACUGGAGACUACUUGGACGAAAGCACUACGAUGCGCUAUGCGUGAACUUUUCACGGAAGAUGAGCUGGCCACUUCAUUGCCACACCAGUCAAAAAGCGGCAUGAAUGUUCUUGAUCCGCAUCGUUUAGCUGUUGCGAAAGAUUUGUUAGCCAAAUAUUGCUCUUCCAAAGACGUUCCACAGCCUUCGCGACGGCACGUUUCUCAAGCGCUUCACAAGUGCCUGAUUAGCAGCAGGACAAGUAAAUUCCGGAUGAAGAAGUUCUCCCAUGGACCUAAAUUCAACUUUAACCAUUCCGGUAUGCCGCAGAAAGUUGCCAAGUUCCGCGAUAUGGAUUUGCCGCGGCAGCUAAAUUAAUGGAUCUGAUUGUGAAACUGCAUGCCGGUUUCACGAUUUGAAUGUAUGCCGGUUUCACUGCCGGUGGUUGCAAAUACAUAUUUAAUUUUUUCUCAUAAGAGGGAAUCUCUUUUUUGUUUGUGUGCACUUUUUUAAGAUCUUAAGUCUGAAGUGUGAUCUGUUUUCGUCACUUCGAUUCCUCGACGGUGUUGAUCUAGAAUUUUAAAUUCCAUAGUCGGUUAGCCUAUGCAUAGUACUAAAGUUCCUGAGCUGGUGCCAGGUGGCAUUGAUUAUUGUAUUUAGUUUUUCGUCCCGCCGUGCUGUGCCUGGUGGACUUGGUACGCGUCAGUAUCCCGUUCUACCAGGAAUUUUCAAAGAAUAAAUCCACUUGCGAACAAGAA
Paramacrobiotus metropolitanus is the source of this 2306-nucleotide messenger RNA. RefSeq lists its product as uncharacterized. NCBI's taxonomy places the organism in Eukaryota, Metazoa, Tardigrada, Eutardigrada, Parachela, Macrobiotidae. The record is from RefSeq and is a predicted model, not a curated record. Gene Ontology annotation, molecular function: DNA binding. Bases 697 to 1926 code for a protein of 409 amino acids. The transcript has 10 exons.